AUGCCAGAAAGAAAGACAUAUGUUGUUAUAGUAUUGUUGUGUUUUUUCUAUCUAUUUUAUGGAUCAAAUAUUUCAAAAGAAUGGAAAAUAUAAGAUUCAGUAAAAGAUUCAAAAGAUAUUGAGGUUGAAAUAAUUACUCCUAAAAUAGUUUCGAAAUAUUUAUUGACGAAAGAAACAAAACGAUUAACUCAAAAACUUCCAGUAUCACAUGUUUUUGUGGCAUCUGCUUACUAUUAUCCUACAUCAAAAUCGCUUGGCAGUAAUGCAAUUGCAUUGAAUAUUGUCAUUGACUCAAUAAAUUUUGACACAAAUCACUAUAAAUAUAAUUUUGUUGGAUCGAAUGAAACUUAUUCGAAAUCUGGAAUUGCCAUUUCUCAAACGGAACCAAAUAAAAAAUGCCGAUAUGCUCCAGCUGUGGCAAGGGGAAACAGCGUUCCCAAUUUGACAAAAUUGGAAUUGGAAUCAAAUGGGACUAAAGUUGAGAUUCCAUUUAAAAUGGCUCGUUACUCUGCACCAAAGCCUGUUGUAAUUUGUAUAUCUCCACAGUUUGUAGCUGAACAAUGGCAAAUUUUCUUGAUGCAUGUUCAUACAGCACACAGAUUUGGAGCUCACAUGCAUAUUUAUGUCAUUUCAAUUGUGAAUGCAUAUUACGAUUUGAUGAAAGAAUACGAACGUCAAGGAUACAUUACAAUGGAUAUGUGGCUCAAAAUGAAGUUUGAUGAACCAGGGUCACCUUACUUUGAACCAAAUUUGAAUACGGGGUUGAGAAAUCAAGCAGGAGCUUUAUCGGAUUGCUUAUUACAAUACAAGGAAGCAGCUAAAUAUAUUGCAUUUUUUGACUUGGAUGAUAUUCUAUUUCCAUUGAAUUACCCAACGUAUUUGGAAGAAUUCAAUGCAGAAUGGGCUAAACAACCAAAUACAACUUCUUUGGUAUAUGGUAGAAGGGAACAUGAAUUUGUGAAAGCUGAAACGUUAUCCGAUUUCAAUUUCUAUGAAUUGGUAUCGAGUUUAAAAUCAUCUCUUGUCAAAGCAGGAAAAGUAAUUGUAAAACCAGAAUUGCACAAUUCCAAAACCCAACAACGAGAAACAAUGUAAAAUUCCCACAUCUUGUUCAUGUUCAACGUCCAGUUCAAAAACAUGGAAACAAUGGAAUUAAGAAUUUAUGGAAAUUUCAUUUUUCUGAAUUUAAUGAGACAAUUCACAAAGAAGACAUAUUGGUAAACUUCUUCCAAAUAUUGAUUUCUAUUUCCCAAUUAUAUUCAAAUGCUACUUGAAACAGUUUUAUGGACGUGAAAUAACAGAAUGCCCUAAUGCUGAGAAAUGUGUACUUCCACAGAGAUCUGAUUACAAGUGUAUGCAUACAGAUGCCGAAUAUGUGUCUGGUCCUUCAACAAAACCGCUAACUUUUCAUUACUUUAAGAAUCCUUUCUGGUCUUCUGAUUACGGGUGUUAUCAAUA
Caenorhabditis elegans is the source of this 1458-nucleotide messenger RNA. The record is from the annotation of a RefSeq genome assembly. Lineage: Eukaryota; Metazoa; Nematoda; Chromadorea; Rhabditida; Rhabditidae.